CGAGCCUUCAUCACCUCCCGGUCGAUGGUCGUUGAGGAAGCUUCCAUCUUGAGUCGCGCUUCUACCGACGGAACCAUGGCGAGCGACUCCCCGGCGCGGAGUCUGGAUGAGAUAGACCUGUCUGCACUACGGGACCCGGCUGGGAUCUUUGAGCUGGUCGAACUGGUUGGAAACGGCACCUAUGGGCAGGUCUACAAGGGUCGCCAUGUCAAAACAGGCCAGCUUGCUGCCAUCAAGGUCAUGGACGUCACCGGAGAUGAGGAAGAGGAGAUUAAAGCUGAGAUUAACAUGCUGAAGAAGUACAGUCACCACAGGAACAUUGCGACCUAUUAUGGCGCCUUCAUCAAGAAGAACCCUCCAGGAAUGGACGACCAGCUAUGGCUGGUGAUGGAGUUCUGUGGAGCCGGAUCCGUGACGGACCUGAUCAAAAACACCAAAGGAAACUCCCUGAAGGAGGAGUGGAUCGCCUACAUCUGCAGGGAGAUCCUCAGGGGAUUAACCCAUCUCCACCAGCACAAAGUCAUCCACAGAGACAUAAAGGGGCAGAACGUGCUGCUGACGGAGAACGCAGAGGUUAAGCUGGUGGACUUUGGAGUGAGCGCCCAGCUGGACCGGACGGUGGGGCGAAGGAACACGUUCAUCGGGACGCCGUACUGGAUGGCCCCGGAGGUCAUCGCCUGCGAUGAGAACCCGGACGCCACAUACGACUUCAAGAGUGAUCUGUGGUCGCUCGGCAUCACAGCCAUAGAGAUGGCAGAGGGAGCUCCACCUCUGUGCGACAUGCAUCCGAUGAGAGCGCUCUUCCUCAUCCCCAGAAACCCUGCGCCGAGACUCAAGUCAAAGAAGUGGUCCAAGAAGUUCCAGUCGUUCAUCGAGAGCUGCCUGGUGAAGAGUCACAGCCAGCGGCCGAGCACCGAGCAGCUGCUGAAGCACCCCUACAUCAGAGACCUGCCCAACGAGCGCCAGGUCCGCAUCCAGCUGAAGGACCACAUCGACCGGACCAAGAAGAGGCGGGGAGAGAGAGAUGAGACGGAGUAUGAGUACAGCGGGAGCGAGGAAGAGGAUGAAGAGCGAGACAUCGGAGAGCCCAGCUCAAUCAUCAACAUUCCCGGAGAGUCGACUCUGAGGCGGGACUUCCUGCGCCUCCAGCUGGCCAAUAAGGAGCGCUCGGAGCUGAUCCGGCGCCAGCAGCUGGAGCAGCAGCAGAACGAGGAGCACAAGCGCCAACUACUGGCAGAGAGGCAGAAACGCAUCGAGGAGCAGAAGGAGCAGCGGCGGCGGCUAGAGGAGCAGCAGCGCCGGGAGCGGGAGCUGAGGAAGCAGCAGGAGCGGGACCAAAGGAGGCGCUACGAGGAGAUGGAGCAGCUCCGCCGGGAGGAGGAGAGGAGGCACGCAGAGAGAGAGCAGGAGUAUAUCCGUAGACAGCUGGAGGAGGAGCAGAGGCAGCUGGAGAUCCUGCAGCAGCAGCUCCUGCAGGAGCAAGCCUUACUGCUGGAGUACAAGAGGAAGCAGAUCGAGGAGCAGCGGCAGGCGGAGCGGCUGCAGCGCCAGCUGCAGCACGAGCGCGCCUACCUGGUGUCGCUGCAGCAGCAGCAGGAGCCGCCGCGGCCGCCGCAGGACAAGACGCAGCUGUACCACUACAAGGACCAGGCACCGAGCAGCAACGACAAGCCCGCCUGGGCCAAAGAGGUGAUGCGCCGCGCUCAGAGCAACUCGCCUCGCAUCCCGGCCAAGAAGUACCACUCCUUCAUGGAGACGCGGGACGUCAACCUGGACAACCUGCUGCUGUUGCCGGGAUACCGGCCGCCCAGUUCCCGCCCCCCGUCCUACCCGGUCCAUGUCAGCCCGUGCAGGGACCACCCGAACCAGCCCAGGAUCCGGAUCACCUGCCUGCCGGAGCCGGAGCCGGAGCCGGCCAUGGGUCCCGGCAGGAGCCCCAUGAGGCAGCCGGACUCCAGGGGCCGGAGCCCCGCCCGCCGGGUCUACUCACACCCGCUAACUCUGGCCGCCGUGGCUCACAUGGUGGAGGAGCAUUAUAAGAUGAACAGACAGGAUUCUCCUGCGUUGCAGCAUAAAGUCUCCAACCGGAUCUCCGACCCGGCCCUGCCCCCCCGAUCCGAGUCCUUCAGCAGCGGAGGGAUCCAGCAGGCCAGGACGCCGCCCAUGCACCGCUCUGUAGAGCCACAGAUGGCUCACCUGGUGCAGGUGAAGAGUCACGGCCUGUCGGGCUCCCAGUCCCUGUACGACCCCCACGGCGUGUCCUCUGCCUCCGCCUCGCCCUCCCCCUCCCGGCCCCCCAUGCCCCGGCAGAACUCCGACCCCACGUCCGACACCCCCCCUCCCCCGCCGCUGUCCCGCCUGGCGCCCCCCCUCGACAAGCUGGACCGCAGCUCCUGGCUGCGGCAGGACGACGACAUGCCGCCCAAGGUUCCUCAGCGGACCACCUCCAUCUCCCCGGCUCUGGUCCGGAAGAACUCUCCAGGAAACGGACCGGGCCUCGGCCCGCGGGCCGGAGCUCACCUCAUCCGGGCCAGCAACCCUGACCUGAGGAGGACCGACAUCUCCAUGGAAACGCCUCUGAAGAGGACGAGCAGCGGCAGCUCCUCCAGCUCCAGCACCCCGAGCUCCAAGGGAGGCUCCAACGAGAGAGGUAACUCCACUGCUAAGACGGACGGCUCCACGCUUUCCUCCCACGACGCUAAAGACGACAGCAGAGAGCCGACCCGGCCCAGCCGGCCCGCGAGUUAUAAGAAAGCUUUAGACGAGGAGGAGUUGGACCUGACGGCUCUGGCCAAAGAGCUGAGAGAGCUGCGGCAGGGAGAGGAGACCAGCCGACCGCCGGUCAAGGUCACGGACUACUCUUCAUCCAGCGAGGAGUCGCACAGCAGCGAGGAUGAGGAGGGAGAGGGCGGGGCUAACGACGGAUCGGUGGCCGUUAGCGACAUACCGCGGAUUAUGCCUCCAUCGAGUCAGAGCACCAACGAGUCCUUCGGCGGGAUGGGAGGCCAUAACGACGCCCACGGUGACCCGUACGGAGACAGCACGCAGGACAGCACACUCAUGAUGCGGGAGUACGGGAUGGGAGGCAGCGGCGGCUCCAAGGCGUCCUUCACGCCGUUCGUUGACCCCCGGGUGUACGGGACUUCGCCGACUGAAGACGAUGAGAAAAACUCUGCUGCAGCGCUGUUUGCUGAUGAGCUGCUGAAACAGGAGCAGGAGCAGGCGAGGCUCAACGAGGCCCGGAAGAUCUCGGUGGUCAACGUGAACCCGACCAACAUCCGGCCGCACAGCGACACGCCUGAGAUCAGAAAAUACAAGAAACGCUUCAACUCUGAGAUCCUCUGCGCUGCGCUGUGGGGAGUGAAUCUGCUGGUGGGGACAGAAAACGGCCUAAUGCUGCUGGACCGGAGCGGCCAGGGAAAAGUUUACAACCUGAUUAACCGAAGACGCUUCCAGCAGAUGGACGUCCUGGAGGGACUCAACGUCCUGGUCACCAUCUCAGGGAAGAAGAACAAGCUGCGAGUUUACUACCUGUCGUGGCUGAGGAACAGGAUAUUACACAACGACCCGGAGGUGGAGAAGAAGCAGGGCUGGAUCACAGUGGGGGAGCUGGAGGGCUGCGUGCACUAUAAAGUCGUGAAAUAUGAGAGGAUUAAAUUCCUGGUGAUCGCUCUGAAAAACUCAGUGGAAAUCUACGCCUGGGCACCAAAACCUUACCAUAAAUUUAUGGCCUUUAAGUCUUUCACCGACCUGCAACAUCGCCCCCUGCUGGUGGAUUUAACUGUGGAGGAGGGCCAAAGGUUAAAGGUCAUCUAUGGCUCCACUGUAGGUUUCCAUGUGAUUGAUGUGGAUUCUGGAAACCCUUAUGACAUCUACAUCCCCUCACAUAUCCAGGGUCAGGUGACCCCGCACGCCAUCGUGGUCCUGCCCAAGACGGACGGCAUGGAGAUGCUGCUGUGCUACGAGGACGAGGGCGUCUACGUCAACACCUACGGCCGAAUCACCAAAGACGUGGUGCUGCAGUGGGGCGAGAUGCCCACAUCCGUCGCCUACAUCCACUCCAACCAGAUCAUGGGCUGGGGGGAGAAGGCCAUCGAGAUCCGGUCCGUGGAGACGGGUCACCUCGACGGCGUUUUCAUGCACAAACGAGCUCAACGCCUCAAGUUCUUGACAGAGAGAAACGACAAAGUUUUCUUCGCCUCGGUCCGCUCUGGAGGCAGCAGUCAGGUUUUCUUCAUGACCCUGAACAGAAGCUCCAUGAUGAACUGGUAACCUGCCCCGCCCCCCGCUGGGAGCCACGCCCCUUCGCCGGAGGGACGAAGGAGGACGGUGUUUGUGCGUGUUUAUAUGUGUGUGUUUACUCAUGGACGACAACAACAACAAGCUGCUGACUGGACUGCACAUCUGGAGGAAGUGUUCAACCACAGCAGAGCGUCCCUGCAUCCUCAGGCUGUAGGGGGCGCUGCAGGUCCUGUGGUUGGUGUGACCGCCUGCAGAGCGAAGGUGACCCUACAAGGUCGGCGCUUUGGCCUGUGGGCCGGACUGAGGGUGGAUCUGGAGCCUUUAAGGACCUGACCAGUAGCCUUUGAGUGGGGAAGCUCUUUGUGUAGCACAUCAGUGACUUUCAUCCAGGGUGUUCACACUGCGAGUCCACAGGCCGGCCUGCUGCAGCGAAACCCCACGGCUGUAGUUUAGUGAGGAAGCAAAGUAGCAUUAGACAAAACAAACACCUGAUCAUAAAUGCACACAAUUUUAAGAUUGUUUUCGUCUCACGAAGCCAGGAUGAUUUAUUAUUUCUGUUUUAUUAGAUUUUGUCUGAAUUGCUCACAUGUGGGAACAGAAACACGGAGCCUGCUGGGAGAAAAAAUCCUUUUUGUUUCACUUUUAGGAAUAGAAAUGCACAACUUUAAGAAGCAACAAACAAAACGCACCAGAAUAUGAAAUGAUUCGGAUUCUGGGCGCUUCCUCAUCAAAUCUGACAAUCUUAAAGGGACAGAACAGGAAACCUUUGACCCUAACACAAAAAGAACGUCACAACUUUUCACUGUUUCAGCGAUUAUAUAAAACCUGCAGCAACUUUUCAAUCUGAACUCUGUAAGAACACAAAAUCUAGUUUCUACUGCAAAUAUCUUAGAAAACUUUAAAUAAUAUAAAACCAACUUACAAGUCAAUUUUCAGCAAGAAAUAUCGGCUUUUUAAUUGAUAUAAUACCUUAAUAAUCCAGUUCCACUGACAGAUUAUUUCACUUGUAACAUUUUCCCCAUGUUAUAAAUAAAAUAAUUUACCAAUGAAACUAGAACUUUUCCAUCAAUAUUAAUGAAUUUCUGGCUCCUAUUUCAUCCUGAAGAGUCACUUGAAGUUAGUUUGGUCUUAUUUUCAGUUUAUUAGGAUAUUUACACUAAAAACUCGACAAAAUUACUUUGUAAGGUUUGAAUGUGAAUAUAAAAACGAAGCACAGUUCACUGAUGAAAUGAUCAACUUUUAAUGCACAUCUUCCAACACAUCAGCUUGACGCUGCCGCGCUAAAUUUAACGAGCUAAACUCAAAAUACUGUCAGGCAUCAGGUGGAACAUCUGAGACUUUAAAACAGUUCGGCGACUUCCCAGCUUGAAAAUCAAAACAAUCAAUAAAUUAAUAAUCAUAAAAUAUAAAACAUGGAGUGUGACAAGUCCUGCUGGCUGCAAAUAAACUAUUUACUCUUUAUUAGAUCAAACAUUUCAUGAUAGUUUCUGAUUACAUGAGACGUGAUAUAUUAUCACCUUUUAUUGCUUGUUUUCCCUCUUGAAGCAAAUUAAGUUUAUUUCCAAAAUAAAAUUUUUGUUUCCAAAGACGUUGGACCUGAAUAAAGUGAACAACUGAUUUCUAACAGCUUUGCACAGUUUAAAGCACUGACAUGUUGCAUUAAUGAGCCAUAUUUUUCUUAUUAACCUCAUUUUUAAAUAUGUUUUGUGUACAUAUAUAAAAACACAACAAAAUUAGCUGCCAAACAGUUAGAAAUAAUCCUCCCAAACAAGCUUUCUGUUUCUUUGAGUGGUUUUCUUGACUGUCUUAGUAAAUAUAUCAGAUUACGUUUCAUGGUUUUUAUUUCUUCAUGAUGCAACACAGAAACUAGUGAAAAAGCGUCAGUAGGAGGUGAAACACCCAGCGGCGCUCCGUCGCUCCUCUGAGAUGCUCUGAGCUCACAGUGUGAACACUCGCUUUGAGUGAUGCUGCUGGACGUCCGACGGCUCCCAGAAAAUACCAAUAAUCCUUCAAACAAGCAACGACUGUCAGAGGGAGGGAGGAGAGACGUCACCCGUCGCUGCAGCAGCUGCUGCAGCUGUUUGGCUCCUGACAGGAGAAGGAAGCUUGUAGAUAUUGUACUUUUGCUGCAGCAGCAACACAAUAACAGAAAUCUUCUCGUCUUUUCUCACUGGAAGAACUCGUCCGUAGAAUAGUUGCAAACUUCUGGAAGGUGUUAUUUCUCCUGCCUUGUGUUAAAACCACGUUUUAUUUUCUGUCUUUCUGCUUGUUCUCCACUUUUGUAAAUACUCACACGGCUGUUUAAAAGCAGACAAAAACAAAAAGGGUUUUAUGAGAUUUGUUUUUAUUUCAUCCCUCCUUAAGUCAUUAUAACCUGGGACAUUUUUCUGAACAUUUCCAGGAACUAAAUGAGUUUUAUUUUGUUCAUUCAUGGCUGUUUAUUUAGUUAGCAUGAAGACAUACAUGUUGAAGCAUCUUCACUUGUUGGUUUUACAAUAGAAGAUGGAGAAAACCCUGAAAAAUGUUAGCAUUUUGUGUUUUUUUGGUUGAAUAACAGGAUUGUACACUGGAGAAUUAUACAUCUUGGUGACAUUUAUUAUUAAUUUAGGUAUGUAAAAACCAAGCAGGUGCGUAGAUUGUGACUGUAAACGCUGGGAUCAUGAGAGAAAACUGUUUCAUCUUUUACUUUAUUUCCGUUUAGUUGAUGGAAAGUCUUAAAGGAUGUGAUGAACGCGGCGCAGACGCAGGUUGAGGCCAGCUGAGGCCUUUCAAAUGUGCAGGACGUUAGAGUUGAUCAUCAACCUGUGAAUAAAGAGCAGGAGGCAAAGAAUCAAUAGAUUAAAAGAUAUUUAUACUGUAAUAAUUUACAUGAUGAUAAUAUCUUACUGAUCAUUUUAGAGGACAUAAAUAAUGUUCACUUAUCGAAGCUUAGUUGUCUUUCUACAAAAUAGAGAACAUAGCGAAUACUGUAAGAAUUUCUAAAAAAAAUACAAUGUUUUUAUCGUGAUAUUAUUUGUAUUUCAAUUUUUUGUAUCAAGACUGUGAACGUGUGCGACUGUGUGUGAGUGUGCAGGUGUGUGCACGGGUGUGUGACAUGCAUGUGAGCGUAUGUUUUCACCUCGCCUGAAUCACUGGGAUCAGUCAGAAGACGACCGCCGUCUGGCAACGCACAUCUGUGAUGUUUGGAAAUCUACAAUAAAUGUCCUCUCCUUGUACAGCAGAAA
Messenger RNA from Gambusia affinis (western mosquitofish), 7466 nucleotides. It is a transcript of the gene tnikb, whose product is annotated as TRAF2 and NCK interacting kinase b. The record is from RefSeq and is a predicted model, not a curated record. NCBI's taxonomy places the organism in Eukaryota, Metazoa, Chordata, Actinopteri, Cyprinodontiformes, Poeciliidae. Gene Ontology annotation, molecular function: ATP binding; protein kinase activity. Gene Ontology annotation, biological process: protein phosphorylation. The transcript has 35 exons. The coding region runs from base 25 to 4272 and encodes 1415 amino acids.